UCUUAAACCCUAAAAACCCUUAUCCUGCCUUUUGCUCUAUCCUCCAAACACAAGGCAUUGGCAUUUCGAACCGGCAUCAUUUCAGGUCGUGCUAUGCCCAUUAAACUAUUACCGCAUCUCCGGUUCCUCAAUCCUUCCCUCCCAAUCACCCGUUUUCCUUUAAUGAAUCUUAAACCCUCCAUUCACACUUCUGGAGCCAUAACCAGUUUGCGUCAGGCCUUCCCUUUUAAACUCAAAUACCAAGGGUUCGCCACCCACGGUAACGACCAACACUUUCAGCACGGUGUGCGGAAAUUAUCGACUCGCCCGUUCCGACCCAGGACCGGGUCUAUCUCUAGGUCCGAGUUCUCUCGUGAUCGUGAGGGAGGUCGAGGAGAAAUUCGCGCUUCCAAGAGUUUAAUUGAGGACGAGGCUGAACUUAGUGACUGGGUUAGUGAGUUAGGGCCGGACUCAUCCCAUGGUAAACACAUUAACAGAGACAAGGAGGAGUCAGAUUUCAGGAAGCCUCGUGGUGGAGAUAGAGACUCUUUUUUGAUGAAGAGGAGAAGAGAGAGUAACCCGGACGGGUUGUACGAGUCUAAUAGGAGAGUGAAUCGGAACUCAGCUAACUCAUUUUCAAGGAAUAAUAAUUCGAGGUUUAAUAGUAAUUUUGAGAAUGGUAAUGGGGAGCCUUAUUCGCGGAAAAAGAAUAGUGGGUUUGAGAGAGGAAGUGUUAAUUCUUUUACAGAGAAGAGAGGUGAGAGGAAGGACAGGGGGAGCUUCAAGAAAGAAGGGAAAAUUUUCAAAAGAGAAAGGCCUUUUUCCGAUGAUGAUAAUGGUGAUGAUGUGAAUGAGGAGAGAGGGAGAAUUAUGAGUGGUAUAGGGGAUUUGCUUAAUGAGAAAGCUAGUGAUGUCGAUGAUGUUAGUGAUGUUGAUGAUGAUGAUGAUGAUAGUACUUUCAGGAAGAAUGCCAGGACUUCUAUUGGAUUAGAUGAUGAGGGUGGUGAGACGAAAAGUUCACCGGGGAAAUAUGAUUCGUAUUUGAGUGAGAGCAGAUUCGAUCAAUGUUCACUCUCCCCCUUGUCACUGAAGGGAAUCAAGGAUGCUGGAUAUGAGAAGAUGACUGUAGUACAGGAGGCAUCUCUUCCUGUAAUACUCAAAGGUAAGGAUGUUCUGGCUAAGGCUAAAACAGGCACCGGAAAAACGGUAGCAUUUUUGCUCCCUUCUAUUGAAGUUGUCACCAAAUCUCCUCCUGUUGGUCGUGAUCAAAAGCGGCCCCCAAUUCUUGUGCUCGUAGUAUGCCCUACUCGAGAGCUUGCAACUCAAGCUGCUGCAGAAGCUAACACACUACUUAAGUAUCAUCCAUCUAUUGGAGUUCAAGUUGUGAUAGGUGGUACAAGACUUGCUAUGGAGCAAAAACGGAUGCAAUCAACCCCUUGCCAGAUUCUUGUCGCGACUCCUGGAAGGCUCAGAGACCAUAUUGAGAAUACUGCAGGAUUUGCAACAAGGUUGAUGGGCGUGAAAGUUCUCGUACUUGAUGAAGCCGAUCAGUUAUUGGACAUGGGAUUUCGAAAAGACAUUGAGAAUAUAAUUGCUGCUGUUCCAAAAGAACGACAAACACUCUUGUUUUCUGCCACAGUUCCUGAAGAGGUUCGUCAGAUUUGUCAUGUUGCUUUGAAAAGAGAUCAUGAAUUCAUCAAUACUGUUCAAGAAGGAAGUGAGGAAACACACUCACAGGUCAAACAGAUGCAUUUAGUUGCUCCACUAGACAAGCACUUCCCCCUCCUGUAUGUUCUUCUGAAAGAGCAUGUUGCAGAUAACGUUGACUAUAAGGUUCUUGUAUUUUGCACCACUGCCAUGGUAACUAGAUUGGUUGCCAACCUUCUGGGUGAGCUGAAGCUGAAUGUUAGAGAGAUACACUCUAGAAAGCCACAGAGUUACAGAACCAGGGUUUCUGAUGAAUUUCGGAAAUCAAAAGGUCUCAUUCUUGUGACUUCUGAUGUAUCUGCUCGUGGGGUUGAUUACCCUGAUGUUACACUUGUCAUUCAGGUGGGCUUGCCAGCUGAUAGAGAACAGUAUAUACAUAGGCUUGGCCGAACUGGACGUAAAGGUAAAGAAGGGCAAGGCGUAUUGUUACUUGCUCCGUGGGAGGAAUUCUUUUUAUCGACUGUCAAGGAUUUGCCAAUAACAAAAGCUUCUGUGCCUUCAUUUGAUCCAGACACACAGAAAAAGGUAGACCGUGCACUUUCCCAUGUGGAGAUGAAGCACAAAGAAUCAGCGUACCAGGCAUGGCUUGGUUAUUAUAAUUCCAUAAAGAAAGUGGGGAGGGACAAAUGUAGGCUUGUGGAGCUUGCAAAUGAAUACAGUCGAUGCAUGGGACUUGAUAAUCCUCCAGCUAUUCCCAACCGUGUCCUUGCCAAGAUGGGUCUUAGGAAUAUACCUGGUUUGCGUUCUCAAUAGUGAUCUUGCGGAAACAAAUAUCUUUCAAUUUUUUCCAAUUUUAUUAUAGUAAUUAAUUAAGCUUUGUAAUGAUAUAUCAGUCUCUCAAGUCUUGACUAAGAGCCUUUGGAUUUUAUUUCAAACUUUUGAUCUGCCGAUUACACAAAUCCAAUUGGGUUCAUUUCACGGGUCCCGUUCGGAUCAUCAUUCAACUGGGUUUUUGAGUUUUUCCUACGCAUCGAGUCCUCUACACUUGAAGACGAGCAGCUAUUUUAAUAAUAAAAAAAUCAGUUUUUGGUGAAAAAA
Molecule: messenger RNA, 2724 nt
Organism: Pistacia vera
Lineage: Eukaryota; Viridiplantae; Streptophyta; Magnoliopsida; Sapindales; Anacardiaceae
Product: DEAD-box ATP-dependent RNA helicase 31-like
Exons: 10
Coding region: 94-2439 (781 amino acids)
Cellular component (GO): chloroplast
Molecular function (GO): nucleic acid binding; ATP binding; RNA helicase activity
Source: RefSeq, a predicted model, not a curated record